AUGACUGGCUGGUAUGGGGAGCUUGAAUUCUGCUAUACAACAAUAGGUAGCCAAAGAACAGGCCCUAGUAAAGGAAAGGGAGUUGCUGUGGCUCAGAAGUUGGCUAAAGCAGAUUGGGAAUGGCACCAAGAGGUACUAAUAAAUGCAUUGUUUAAUAGCUUGCUCAAUUCUGAAGAGGUUGCCUCUGCUGCCCUGACUGAUGUAAAGAGCAAAAAACAUAUCAUCCUUCCUCAUGACCCUGGAAUGGGCCAAAUAUUGACAGUUAGGUUCCUUGUGGAGCAAAAUAGUGCUAGAAAGACUCUCAAAGACCCUCCUAAGUUGUUACCUAGUGAUAUACUGGCCAACUAUGCUUGCCAUCACUGUGCAACUAUCUUCUAG
Molecule: messenger RNA, 378 nt
Organism: Heterobasidion irregulare TC 32-1
Lineage: Eukaryota; Fungi; Basidiomycota; Agaricomycetes; Russulales; Bondarzewiaceae
Exons: 6
Coding region: 1-378 (125 amino acids)
Source: RefSeq, a predicted model, not a curated record